Molecule: messenger RNA, 513 nt
Organism: Truncatella angustata
Lineage: Eukaryota; Fungi; Ascomycota; Sordariomycetes; Amphisphaeriales; Sporocadaceae
Exons: 5
Coding region: 1-513 (170 amino acids)
Source: RefSeq, a predicted model, not a curated record
AUGGAUUCAGAGUACCGAAAACUAUAUCUUAAUCACGAAAUCGCAGACAUUGGAGAUUCGCACCGAGUCAGCUGGUUGAAAUGGGAAUCAUCUUUCUGCAAUGCUGUGUUGACUGGCAUCACUAGUGCUGCCGGAAGGUCGCUGUCGUUCGAGUUGACACGACCCGCUCAAAAGUUCGAGGCAAUACAGCCCGCUUCAAAGGUGAUACUUCCUGCUCAUCGGUUGGUGCUGGUUGUGUUCGGGUUAAACAAGUAUUCUAAGCGGUUAAGUGUCCGUAGCGGUGCACCAUCUGGCCACGGGGAAACAUCAUCUUCUUACUUCAAUCGCGAUGCUAACAGCGUUUCCAGUGCAGGGGCCGUUAAGUUCAGCACGUCAUAUCUGCCUCCUUUCCUCAUCGAUAGUGGGGUGCGGAUCAAGACCUAUGAUGAUGAGAAAGAUGGUGUCAAAAGCGUGCCAUGUGAGCACUUAGUCAGGACUUGCAAAGAGUACCAGCUUAAGCCGCUUUCCCCUUGA